ACCCAUGCACCCCAUCACCAUUCACAACCUCUCUCUUUCUCUCUCGCUGACACCGUUCUUUGUAUCAUCUUUUCUUCUCCUUUUCGUUCUGCUUUGUAAUUUCUCUCUCUCCUCUGGUUGUGAUUUUUCCAACAAUGGAAGCGAAGCUACUAAGAGUCGCCUCUCCUGCCAUGCAAACCCCUACUGGUUUUAAGUUUUCUAAACCCAGUUGCCUUUUUGGGUACCAAAACAUCCGGAUUUGUAGCUUUCGAUUCCUCAAUCCAGGCUUGUCAACGCAGGGUAUCCGAUCUGCUCAAGGUUCAGCAAGUUCCUUUGGAUUGCCAAAGAAAGAAAGUGUUGAUGAAAGUGAGAGUUGUACUCUCGAGAGUAUAAGACAAUCUUUGAUCAGACAAGAGGAUAGCAUCAUAUUUAGCCUCUUGGAGCGAGCUCAAUAUUGUCUUAAUGUAGAGGCAUAUGAUCCUAAUGCUUUCUUCAUGGAAGGUUUUAAUGACUCUCUAGUCGAGUUCAUGGUUAAAGAAACCGAAAAGCUUCAUGCUCAGGUGGGAAGGUUCAAGAGUCCGGAUGAGCAUCCUUUCUUCCCAGAUGAUUUACCUGACACAAAGCUGCCUCCUUUGAAAUACCCCCCAGUUCUGCAUCCCAUUGCUGCUGAUUCAAUCAAUUUCAACAAUACAAUAUGGAAUAUGUAUUUUAGAGAUAUUAUUCCUAGAUUAGUCGAGGAUGGAGAUGAUGGUAACAGUGGAUCAGCUGCAGUUUGUGACACAAUUUGCUUACAGGCUCUAUCUAAGAGAAUCCAUUAUGGUAAAUUCGUUGCAGAGGCGAAAUUUCGAGCGUCACCAACUGAGUAUGAAGCUGCCAUUAGAGCACAAGACAUUUGCCAACUGGUGGAUUUGCUGACACACCGGGCAUUAGAGAAGACAGACAGGAAGAGAGUAAUGAGGAAAGCUAAAAUUUUUGGGCGAGAGGUGCCGGUCAAUGUAGAGGAAGACAGAGCUCAUCCAGUGUUCAGAAUAGAUCCAUGCUUAGUUGCUGACCUCUAUGUCAAAUGGAUAAUGCCGUUGACUAAGGAAGUUGAGCUUGAGUAUUUACUGAGACGGCUAGAUUGAAGGGGUUAGUUCACGCAAAUGUGUAUGUGUAAUACAUAUAUACAUAUGUACACACGCAUAUGUAAUAGUGUCUCAGCUAUGCCCUUUCUCUGUGAAAUAAAUGGUGGUUUCUCAUAUAUUUUGACCAUAGUGAAUUGGUUGCCGGUGGAGAAGUUAGAAACGAUGGUGGUGUUGGGCAUCUUAGAGAGUCUCAUAGUCCGUCGUUAGACAUGCGUAUCUUCUUGUUACACAAACGUCACACCAUAGGAAUUUUAAACUUGUAAAAUGUAAGGUGAGUUAAAUUUGUUGUUUGUUUUAGUACUUAGGCCUAGGGCACCAAGUGUGAUCAUGGGGAUAUUGAAAUGUUAUGGAUAGGAGCAAAUGAUGACGGGAAUUGUUUUUGCCAAGUAAAA
This is a messenger RNA of Cornus florida, 1495 nucleotides long. Its product is annotated as chorismate mutase 1, chloroplastic-like. The coding region runs from base 135 to 1103 and encodes 322 amino acids. The transcript is spliced from 6 exons. Gene Ontology annotation, biological process: chorismate metabolic process; aromatic amino acid biosynthetic process. Gene Ontology annotation, molecular function: chorismate mutase activity. NCBI's taxonomy places the organism in Eukaryota, Viridiplantae, Streptophyta, Magnoliopsida, Cornales, Cornaceae. The record is from RefSeq and is a predicted model, not a curated record. Gene Ontology annotation, cellular component: cytoplasm.